AUGAAUUGUAAAAUAAAGUCAGUGUGUUAUCGGCUUUUUGUGAUUAGUCAGUACUUUUUCUUCAAAAUAAUCGGAUUGUCGCCUUGGUCAAUCGACGCCUCUGAAAUAAUAACCGGAAACCAAAGAAUUGAAAUUUACAAUGUUAUAUACUGUUUUUCAUAUAUUGGAGUGUGUUAUAACAUUAUUUUCAUUCUAGUAACUUCAUCGUUAAAUAUUUACUGUUUUAACUAUAUAAUAUUGAUGAAAAUACUCGACCAAAUUUUCGGUAUAUUUCAAACCACCUUCGGAUUUUUUUCAUCAAUCUGUAUUAUUUUUAUUGUACUUAUUAUCACCGCUCGACACAAAUUAAUUAUGAAUUUCAUCAACAACCACCUGCGAAAUUUUGAUAAAAACUUAAAUACGUGCGCUGAUUAUGAAAUAAAAUACGAUUGUACCAAUGAUGUAAUCUUCGCUAGCAACUUUAUCUUCACAAGUACCAUAGCCAUAGUGAGACAAUUUUUUUCCAAAUCAAAACUAAUUGUCUUCAUAAAUCUACCAAAUUUUUUAACAACUUGGCCAUUGAUUCAUUAUACAAUCUUCAUAAAUAUAAUAAAAUUACGAUUCAAGAGUAUUAAUUCAAUGCUAUUGAAACUUGGUACCACCGAAAGUAAAAUAUCGCGAUCGCGUGAGUUAAUUCUGGAUGAUCUUGAUAGCAUCAAACGCGCAUACGCAGAACUUUGUAAAGGGUGUGAUGAAAUUGUAACUUUUUAUGAAGUUCCUACCUUGAUUGUGAUACUUAUAUUUUCGACAAAAACUAUCCGCAGUUUGUAUUAUAUGGUGAUACAAUUGAUCUCCGCUCCGAAGAUUGACUCUCUAACAUAUGUAACUGGACUUAGUUUUUUGUAUCCUAUAUAUAUAUAUCUUCAU
Messenger RNA from Cotesia congregata, 906 nucleotides. NCBI's taxonomy places the organism in Eukaryota, Metazoa, Arthropoda, Insecta, Hymenoptera, Braconidae. The record is from the annotation of a GenBank genome assembly.